Molecule: messenger RNA, 794 nt
Organism: Prorocentrum cordatum
Lineage: Eukaryota; Dinophyceae; Prorocentrales; Prorocentraceae
Source: the annotation of a GenBank genome assembly
GCUGGGACGCGGGACAUCAAGCGCGCCAGGCUGCGGAGCAGCAGCGAUUUGGAGGCGGCCACCGACGCGGCCUCGAGGGGCGCCUCGCGGCGCGCCUCGCCAAAGCUGGGCCCUGGCGUGCCCGAGGGAGCGUGCCAGAUCGCGACGGAGGCCGACAUAGACUUCCAGCUCUCCGGCGGGGAGCCGCCCGCCGCCUCGCCGCCGCCCGGGGCGCCGGCGCCCGCGGCGAGCCUGGAGACCUUCGAGGGCCUCCUGGACCACGAGCUGCUGCUGGAGUCCAUAUAUGGUGCCCAGGGCCUGGACCUGCGAGCGCAGCAGGAUACGGCCACGAAGCUGCUGGCCGAAGUUGGCCUGCGAGCGCUCGAUCUGGGGGUGAAGAACUGGGACGAGGACGGCGGGGAGAUGCUGAACCAGUGCUUCUACCUCUCCAUCGCCCGCUCCUACCUCGGACCGCACGUGGAGCCCCAGGACCAGAAGGGGGGAUGAGGAACUCCGCCCUGCUCUUCAAGCGCACCGUGGAGGCGUGCGUGCUCGCCAAACACCCGGAGUGGGCCACCGACCAGCGCAUGCUGGGCGAGAACGCCAUGGCGUUCGCGGAUUUUCUGCCGAUAGACCCUCCGAACCUGGCCGCCAGGCUCGCGGUGCUCAUCCUGGACACCACGCAGGGGCACGCCGAGGUCUACCUGGGGCCCGACUACGCCGGGCCGCGUGGCGCAGGCGAGUCCGCCAGGAGAGACCGGGAGGAGCUGGAGAGGCACCUCGUGCUCUUGUGCUACACCCCGGGACACUACAAG